Exaiptasia diaphana is the source of this 2363-nucleotide messenger RNA. Its product is annotated as major facilitator superfamily domain-containing protein 12. Gene Ontology annotation, biological process: carbohydrate transport. Gene Ontology annotation, cellular component: membrane. Bases 110 to 1951 code for a protein of 613 amino acids. The transcript has 11 exons. Gene Ontology annotation, molecular function: symporter activity. Lineage: Eukaryota; Metazoa; Cnidaria; Anthozoa; Actiniaria; Aiptasiidae. The record is from RefSeq and is a predicted model, not a curated record.
CCGACUAGUCGGGUUCAACAACUUCAACAAUCACCAAACAACUCGAAGGUGUAAGUUGUCUUCUGACUUCCUCCGUGUGAGAGGGAAAAAACUCGUCCCCAAACGCAAAAUGGACGACAAAAGGCGUCACAAGAAAGAGAAGGAUAGACUACCAAUUUCACAACGCGCUGCACAUGGAGUAGGACACGUCCUAAAUGAUCUCGCCGCAAAUAUAUGGUUUAGCUACCUUAUAAUCUUCCUUACCAAAGUAGUAGAGCUCUCAAAUCGCCACACGGGGCUUGUAAUCCUACUUGGCCAAAUCGCCGACGGGAUAUUCACGCCAUUUAUUGGGAUAAUCUGCGAUMGGACUGUAUGCCGUUAUGGCCGUAGAAAAAUAUGGCAUCUGAUUGGUACGAUACUUGUUACCGUAACAUUCCCACUGUUGUUGAUCCAUGUACUYAAGCAAGAAAGCAAUGAUGUUGUCAAGGUGGYAUAUUAUGUUGGUGUUGCUGCUGUGUUUCAGUUUGGAUGGGGGUGCGUUCAAAUAAGCCAUCUCUCGCUGAUACCAGAAAUAUCCCGUCGAAAAAACGAACGAGUUGAGCUCAAUGCCAUAAGGUCAGCGGUGACGUUCCUAUGUGGUAUCUAUGCCUACGGUGCUACAUGGAUACUGCUAGGACAGAGCAGUGAAUACAAAAUAACACCAAACGUAUGGAAGGAAUUCAUGUACCUGUCCUUUAUAAUAGUAGUAACUGGCAAUAUAUGUAACAUCAUAUUCCAUGUGGUUAUCAAGGAACCRCUAUCACGGUCUUAUUUGGAACGUUGUCGAAAAUCCGCAACGGUUGAAUCGACGAAUAAAUCAGGCAGUGUCUUACCUGAGACUCCAAACGUGUGUAAUGGGAAUGUCUUCACAAACCACGCACUGGAUGAUAAAACUUCAGCAGACAAACAAGAAUUGGACAUGCAGAUCUUACCCCAGCACAAUGGGUCUCCUAAUGUGGCUACAAAAGAAUGCAUGACCAUUGAAACGAAUGAUGGCGUGAGGGACGUUGAAGAUGACAACGUGACAAACAACAAUUGUUCCGUUACACGGAAUGAUGCUCUAGAAAUAGUUGAUAGAAGCACUUCACCAUGCCUGUUGCCCAAAUCCCGCUUGGAUUGGCUGAAGAGCCCUGCUAUUUACAAGACUGCUGUAGUCUACAUGUGCACUCGACUCGUUAUCAACGUAUCACAGUCGUAUCUUCCUCUUUACCUUACAGAAACGCUCAACUUUGAAAAGGAGGCYAUUGCUUACUUUCCAUUGGUAGCUCUUGUAAGCGGUGUCUUGGCAAGUUUGCUGGUUAAACCUCUUAGUAAAAGACUUGGACAAAAGAUAACUUACAUCRUUGGGGGAACUAUGGCCAUUGGCGCAUGCGUGUGGUUUUAUUUCCAGUCUGUGGACAUGCGCAAUKCUGUGUAUGCUGCUACAGUUCUUAUGGGCAGCGGUGGUUCGGUCAUGCUGGUGACGUCAUUGUCGAUGAUUGCAGACCUUGUUGGUAAUGACAAGGAAUGUGGAGCUUUUGUUUAUGGAGCCAUUAGCUUUACUGACAAAGUGUCUAGCGGUGUUGUCAUAGCAAUCAUCCAAGAGCUUAACCCUCGUGAUCAUCAGGUUGAAGCAUGUUUGCAGUGCAACAAGUAUGUUCGUCAUGUACAAAGCAUUGCUCCCGGAGUUGCAGCUGUGGUUGGCUUGUUGACGGUCAUAGUAUUUUUUAACUCCAAAUUCAUUUGUAAGCUUAAAGUCGACCACUGCGACGCCAGUGUACAAGUCGGCAGCAUGCACCAAACGUGGUCAGAAAAAGUCGACGGUACGGAAAAUCUUACMAUAUCAAGUAAAGAGGACUGUUUGCGUUCUACAACUACAACAGACUGUAUCUGCAUUGCACAAGUACAUCGUUAUGACGUGAAAGUAGAUGUAGACACAGACACAAGGUUUUAACGAUGCCUGUGUGCGUCAAAUAUGGUUAUCGCGUAGAGCUGAAGUAUYUGUUUUCAAAAGCAUUAUUUAACAGUUCCAAACAAACUAUUAAGGUAGAUAAUUUUUAUCAUUAAUGUAUCGGAUUCAAUUAGUAGAAUAUUUCUAGCUCAAUUCUAUUUUAGAAAUGUUGAAUUAACCAACAAUAUUUGUUAAAAUUGUCGACGAAUUUUUGUAAAUAUUUGGCAUAAAUACAUAUUUAUUGUAUACAAAAGCUCAUUGACGUCAUCAUUGACGUCAUCAUUUCAUCAUCAGCACAAUUAUGACGUCAUUCAUUGAGCAUAACGUCAUAGAUAGUAAUAAAAAAUAGAAAUCAAAUAAAAAUGCAAGGAUUUUUUAUAUGAAGCAAUGGAGGCUGUGACUUGUGUGGUGUCAU